AUGGCUCCCGUUUGCCAUCGUUUCUGUCUAAUACCUUUUGUUAGUUUUACAACACUAUUACUCGUGUUGGUCAAUGCCGAUGACAUUUUUCUUGAGUGGCAAGUGAAUAUCGACACAACGAUAAAACCAGUUUCAGUUGAUCAACCGGUCAUAACGAUCAAUGGGAUGUUUCCUGGCCCGUUGAUUAAUGCAACUACCAACGACAUUAUACAUGUUAACGUCUUCAAUAACAUGGAUGAACCUCUUCUGAUCACUUGGAAUGGCAUACAACAAAGGCUUAACUCAUGGCAAGAUGGAGUGUCGGGUACUAACUGCCAGAUCCAACCCGGUUUGAAUUGGACUUAUGUGUUCACUCUAAAAGAUCAAAUUGGCACUUUUUCUUACUUCCCCUCCAUCAACUUCCACAAGGCUGGUGGAGCUUUUGGCCCGAUCCGAGUCAACAACCGUGUUGUUAUUCCGGUUCCAUUUCCUAAACCACACGGCGAAUUCGAUCUUCUCGUUGGAGAUUGGUACAAUGAGAGUUUUAAGGACAUUCGUUCGUCUUUGAAAAAAUCCGAUCUUGACCUUCUUCCAAAGUCGAUGCUUUUGAAUGGACGUAGCCGUUACCCGCAAUCAAACCAAACAAUUGUUGUUGAAGAAGAUGAAACAUAUUUAAUAAGGAUAUCAAACGUUGGAACGCAAUGGAGUAUCAACUUCAGGAUUCAAAAUCAUCAAAUGCUACUAGUCGAGACAGAGGGGUCAUAUACAAGCCAAAAAAUGUUAGAUUCGAUUGACAUACAUGUCGGCCAAUCUUACUCGGUUUUGGUAACGACAAACCAACCCGAGGCCGACUAUUACAUCGUGGCGAGCCCUAAAAUGGUCAACACACCCGAUUCUAGUAACCUAGUUGGUGUUGGGGUGUUACAUUAUGAAGCCUCUACUACACCUGCCCAAGGCCCAUUACCAGCCGGUCCUGACCCAUUUGACCUUGACUUUUCGGUUAAUCAAGCGAAGUCAAUAAGGUGGAACUUGACUGCGGGUGCAGCGAGACCAAACCCACAAGGAACAUUCAACGUGUCGAAUGUUACAUUAUCUCAGACGUUUAUUCUCCAAGGGUCAUUAGCUGAAAUCAAUCGCUCCAUUCGUUACACUGUUAACAAUGUGUCGUAUCGUGUUCCCAACACCGCUUUGAAGCUAGCCGAUUACUAUAAGAAUGGAACGGGCACUUACCAACUCGAUGCAUAUUCCGCUAACUCAUCUAAUCCCAUUGCUAUUGAUGGAACUUUUGUCAUCUCCGGGGCUCACAACGGCUGGCUUGAAAUUGUGUUUAAGAACAACUUAAAAGCUAUCGAUACUUGGCAUUUGGACGGUUUUGGGUUCUACGUUGUAGGGUUUGGAGAUGGAGAGUGGACUCCUGAUAUGCGAUCAACGUAUAAUCUUUAUGAUCCAGUUGUUCGAUCAACAGUUCAAGUUUACCCAGGGGGAUGGACCGUGGUUUACGCAUAUCUGGACAACCCUGGAAUGUGGAACCUACGUUCACAAGUCUUGAAGCAUUGGUAUUUAGGACAAGAGCUUUAUAUCAGGGUCUACGACCCUGACCCGAAUCCUGCUAAAGAACGCCAACCCCCAUCCAACCUUCUAUAUUGUGGAUCCGUCAUUCCUCCACCGACACCACCAAAGCCAACACCGGCGCCACCAAAUCCGUCGUCUCAUGCACCAACACGAUCGUUAAACUGGUUUUAUAUUAUCUUCAUCCUCUUCACUUGUGUACUUCUAUAAGUACACACGACCAUCAAUGGAGACUGUUGAAUCAUUCUUUUGACAAAAUAUCAUAUUUGAGAAAUAAUUUUGAUUUAUAUCUUUUAUCCAUGAUCGUGUUAAGUUGAUUUAAAGACGACUUAUGAAAAAAAAAAUUGACCA
Molecule: messenger RNA, 1899 nt
Organism: Helianthus annuus (common sunflower)
Lineage: Eukaryota; Viridiplantae; Streptophyta; Magnoliopsida; Asterales; Asteraceae
Product: monocopper oxidase-like protein SKS1
Exons: 9
Coding region: 1-1758 (585 amino acids)
Molecular function (GO): oxidoreductase activity; copper ion binding
Source: RefSeq, a predicted model, not a curated record